UCCAGCGGUAGUGAGUCCUAGUGCGCCCAGCCACACCUCUUCGUGUGACUUAAAUUCUGGCACUCCUCUUCUCUGAACUGCCAGAAUCACGUCACGUAGCAGUGACCAGUGUCAAGCGUUUUCUGUGAAACAUGUCGGACUGAAAACUGUCAUACGUCGAUUACCAACUGACCUUCAUUCAAAUAUUACCAAAAUUCUUAUCUGAUUGUUAAGAUCCGAAUGUCAGACUGUAGUGCAGUAUUCAAUGUAUAUAUAUAUGAUCUUGCAUAUAAGCACCAAGAACCCCCAUAUAUACAGAGAACAUAUUUUGUAUAUAAGACAUGCGAAAUAAUUACAUAUUAGAAAGUUGUGGCUGGAGUAUCAAAUGCAUCGUUAAUAUACAACAACCAUAUUUAUACAAACACUGUCAACUGUUUUACUAAAUAAACUGCCGGUUAUAUGUUUAAAAUUCGAUUGUAUCACGAAAGAAAAAAAUAUGUUAAUCUUAGUGGGAGUGUCAAGUGUUAAAGUGAUGUACUUAGAACUAUAAUUAGUGCGCGAAUUCAGAAUGUUGGAUCACAUUUUUUUUAUUCAAGAUCUGUGAACAUUCACUUAAUAAUAUAAUUAGUUUUUUUCCUUAAGGCUGAAGUACCCUUAAAGACAUCAUCGAAUUGAAAAAAAAAAUCUAUUGGCCUAUAUAUAUGUGAACUGAAGGUAACGUGUAAAAUGUUACGUUGUUAAUGUAUCAUUGCAUCACGUAAAGAGAAGUUUGUGUCAAUUCAAGUUUCAUUUAAACCACAAACACUUACGGGAAUUUUACGUAAUUUAAAUUUUCUGUAAAUGACGAACAAAUUUUACGCAGAUAUUUUUAUGUGUAUAUAUGAAAGGAUUACACAGUAACUCAGAAAAUUAUACAACUUUAAAGAUGUGGACUCAUUUCAUGAGCUCUUGUUUUUAGGAACUGUGUGUACUUAUGAAUAACGGACGCGAUACUGAAGAAGUGAACGUUUUCAACUAACGAAGAGCGUCUCUUUCAACAGACAGAGUAAUAAUUGCAGCAAAUGCUUUGCAACUAUUUUCUUAUCAGUGAUCUGGGUUCUCUUUUUUAUCCUGAUCAUGCAUUCACUGCAUAUAAUCAGAGGAUCAGCUUAUCUUGUUAAACGUUCUUAUCAGCAAACAAACAACGGCAGGAUCAUGUUAUGAACUUGUUUACUUACUGAGAGAAGUGGGGUGAAAUUUAUUAUUCUAGAACCAGACAUUAUGAUAAUGGCAAGUAAAUUAUGGGGCACUGUAUGAACAGAGAGUGAAGUGAGAAAAGUUUGUUUAUUAUUUGUGAAGAUAUAUAUCAGCUGAAACCAAUUUUAGGAAAACGAAAUAGAGAAUAAAUCUUGAUUACAAAUACGAUGAGAAGACAAUCUAUCUCAAAUAUGCCAUAGAAAGAAAUUCAGGAACAUACACUAAGAAGAUUAUACGACAUGAUAUCAGCCACAAUCUGUUUCUUCGUUCUGUAUUUCUGAAUAUAUUCUAUAGUUAGAAAAAGAACAAAUAUAAUUUUCAUUCUCUAAAAUUAAUACUGACGUUUUAAAGGGUGUAAAAAUAAAUAAUACAAAUUUUUUAAUCGUAAUAGUUAUAAAUUUUUGAUGGGUGAAUGAGAUCAUUUCGCUUGUUAUUUGCUCAAGAAUCUGUUUACCAUAAAAUUACGGGCAUAUUUUUUUUAUAACGAGGCUUAUUACGUACGUGAUUUCAUUUAAAUUCAAGUAAAAAUAAACGGAAGAAAUUUAUUUCCGUAACUGGCCAGCGUUCCCUUCGUGGCAAGGGCAAUAUGUAUGCCACACGGGCGAUGUCGCUGCUACGAAAACCGUUGCUGUCUGCUCAACAGGUGGUCCCGCUGGAAGUGAGACCCUCUUAACGUAGCCCAGAUGUGUACAUAAACUGUUUCAUUUAAUUAUACAUGCCUCGGGAUCAGAACUAAGCCCUGUUUCAUUAAACAAAUAUUCAUACACUAGUCAGAUUCAAAGCUGUUAAAGGUGCUUUUUUUCUUUUUUUUUGGUGUCAGGAAAGGGAUUUGCUAUAUACACUUACCGAAUUACGUGAGCACAAGGUGAAGAAGAAAACAGACCGACACAUUUGUCAACAUGGUAUCGAUUUUGAAUGAUGGCGAAUUAGGUUUUGUUUCAAUUUAUAAAGCCAUAUUCGAAUAAAAGUUUUGAGAACUAGGUCAGAUGAUGUAAUAAUAUUACGCCGACAGUGUUACAUGUGUCUGAAGUAAUAUGUACAGAAAAAUAAUCCGUUCUAUUACCAAAAUACUUUGCUAACAACAUUCUACGUUAUUUUAACCAUUACGAAGCGCUCUCUCCUGUGAAGCGUGUAAAUUAUUUUCUUUUAUAUUAGAUUAACACAAAUGCCAAUAGUGCAAACUGCUUAAAGGAACUCAUUAGAUAUGGAAUAUUCACAGUUCAUGUAAUCGUGUACAUUACUCGGCUCAGAGCUGAGGAAUAGACCAGUUUAUUUUUGUGUUAGGCAUAUUUAGUUCUGUCCACUGUGUGAUCUCUUCAAGAGGCUUCAUGAUUGAUUGAGUUUCUGUUUACUUCACACUGUGCGAAUUGAGGGGGAGGGGCGUGUCGAAGUGCGCGAAGAAAUGUGAUAGAACAUUCAGUGCCAGUGUUGAGUGUGAUUUAUGGUUGGCAUCGUUGAUCGUUUCUGCCAGUUUUUAAUUGCCUAAAAAUAAAUAAAAAUGCAGAAUUAUGAUCUAAGUGCGAGGCAAGUCAGCUUCAUUAAACAAAACUUUGUGGAAACUCAUUAAGGAACUACUUCCAGACACGAUUAAAGCAGAAGUUAAAUGUUUCGAUUUUUUCACUCCAGAACUUUGAGUUUCUAUUCCGAUAUGAUGGCCCACUACGGAAUAAAUCAAAUGUGUGCCAGUGAGGGUUAUUAAAGGGUCUAAAAUGGCUACCAUUAACAUAAAUGAGUCACAGUACAUGGGAGGACUGACCAUGGCGCCUACAGCGGAGUUGAACUGUUCCUUGUACUUCAACGACAGUUUCUGUCAGACUAACAACAACGAAACCUUACAGCAAUAUGACAUUAUUCAUAAUCACGCUGUCCAGGCACUUUUCUGCAUCCUGUACGCUACGAUUUUCAUCUUGGGCGUCUUCGGAAACGUGUUGGUGUGCUACGUUGUCGGGCGUAACCGAGCCAUGCAGACAGUGACGAACUUCUUCAUCACAAACCUGGCUCUCUCUGACAUCCUGCUGUGUGCUCUAGCCGUUCCUUUCACGCCUCUAUACACGUUUCUGGGGCAGUGGAUAUUCGGCCGUGUGCUCUGUCGCCUCGUCUCAUGCGCUCAGGGUGUCAGUGUGUACAUCUCCACUCUAACACUAACCUCCAUAGCCAUUGACCGCUUCUUCGUCAUAAUUUACCCUUUCCAGCAGAGGAUGCAACUCAUUACAUGUCUCAUUAUCAUCUUCAGUAUCUGGAUGUUCUCCUUGAUCGUAACUCUACCAUACGGAAUAUACAUCCGCCACCGGUACCUGGACGGACGUUACUACUGCGAAGAGUCAUGGCCAUCGGAGAAUUUCCGGCAGCUAUACGGUGCCCUCACCACUUCCAUGCAGUUUGUACUUCCUUUCGUAAUAAUCGCGUUCUGCUACAUUAAGGUAUCACUGAAAUUAAACGACAGAGCGAGGGCAAAACCGGGUUCUAAGAACUCCAGAAAGGAAGAACUCGACAGAGAGAGGAAACGCCGAACAAACCGCAUGCUUAUUGCCAUGGUAACCAUCUUUGGUAUUUCUUGGCUUCCUCUGAAUGUUGUCAACCUUCUGAAUGAUGUAUACAUUCCCAUUGGUUCCUGGAGGUACUAUAAUCUGUGUUUCUUCAUGGUGCAUGCCAUAGCAAUGAGUUCUACAUGCUACAACCCUUUUCUGUAUGCCUGGUUGAACGAGAAUUUCAGGAAGGAAUUCAAACAAGUACUUCCUUGUUUCGUGCCAUCAGGCGGUCGCUCUUCUGCUUCUGGGACAAUGGGAAGAGCUGGAGGGUGGCGUUCAGAAAGGACAUGUAAUGGUAACGAAACGAUGCAGGAGACAUUGCUGCCAACAUCCACCGUCCACAGGGCUGGGUCGGUAAGAAUUCAUAUGGGGACAGAUGUUUCGGCGCCUGGUAAACCCAGAGAUGAAAACACGUUGUCGGCACAGAACAAAGUGGCCGCGACAAGUGACGGCCGGUGCAAAGGUGACCAAUUUGAUGUGGAGACGGUGUUGAUUCCAACUGCCACGUACUCUACGGGGGAUGAGUCGGUACAUCUGCAUAUCUCGACGACUUCAGGGCCGGCAGGAAGGAAAGCAUUAAAGACGGAAAUAAAGGACACCACUCCAUUGGCCUGCGUUCUGAGGGAAACCCUGUAAUCCUGAGCGGGAUGGUCCUGUGAAGACAUCUGAAAACCAACGCAUUCCUUUCUCUGAUCAUCUCCGAGUUUCACAGAAACCAUUUUGUUUUUCGCCCUUGUGAUAUGUGGGUAAGACUCAAUCAAUCCCUGAGUAAAGGAACUACAGAUAUAUACUACAAAAUGCAUUUAUGUACGAAAUAUAUAUACUAUAUAUUAAUCUCUUCCCUUUCUCAAAUUACAGAGGCCUAACGUGGAAUGAAAUAUUUAAGCUGUAAUUUAUAUUUAUCUGUAUAUAAAUAAUAUUUAUUCAGUUCAAUUAGUUAAUUUUCCUGUUACCAACUGUUUAACUUCCAUUUUAAUUUCGAUAACUCAAUUAAUGAUGUCUAUUCAUGUUACUAAUUAUGUGCUAUGUAUUCGAAAGUCGUGUAAGAUUAAUUACCAAUCAAAGCUUACAUUAAGAUUUUUGAUUUUAUUUCUUAUUAGACACAGCGUAACAGAGUAUUUUAAGGAAAGUUUAUGUGACUGAAAAUCUUAUGACUUUCACUGAAUCCUAUAAAAAUAUAUUUGAAACCUGCGAUUCAAACGUGAAUAGGGAAUAGUUCUCUGUCAUGAGAACUCAGUACCGUAGAGAAAAGUAGUGGACUUUUUGUUUAGGAGUACCUGCAUCAAUUAAUCAGUUCAAUCGAAUAUAGGCCUACUAUAUUGAAUAAUUUGUAUUGUUCUAUGACCUACAUUUUGAAUUCUUGCUUAAUAUAUAAAUUUCGAUUGUUAAACUUCUGUGAGAAAUAAGUUUACUAACUCUUGAAUUCUGUUAGAAGUUCCCGUUCACCGGAACAUUUUAAUUCUGUAUAGGUUUAUAUUUUUGACAGAGAAGAAUGACAAGGAAAUAGAAGGAAGUAACAUAAGGUUGUUGUCUAACCUAACAAAUUGUUUCUUUGGAUCCAUUAUUACUUAAAGUAAUAACAAAUGGAAAGGAAAACUGAACAUUUAAAAUCCCUUUUUACACCAUGUAAGUUCCAUUUUAACGGAUACUAAUCAGAAUAGACAAUUUAAAUACAUUCACACAUUACAAUUAAUUAUACUGUAAACUGUAAAUUGUAAAUAUAUAGAAUUUGUAGGAUGGAAGUUCUGGAGAAAAAUUAAAGUAUCUACACUUAUGAAGAAACCAGGAUUAGCGUUUGUAUUCUUCUUUUCUUUGGCUGUCACAAUUUCCAAGCUACGAACAAGAGAUGUCAUGUGGAGUUCCAUCUCUCAUUACUUGAUGUCUUUGUGUGUGUGGCUCUCUUAGUAAAACGAAAUUUGUCCUACCAAGUGCUGACCUUAUAAGCUGACAAUAUGCAUUAGGAUUUAGUUAACUUAAUUUAUAAGUUAUAAUAAAAAAUCUGAACCAGAGAAACAUAUUUUCUUUAAAUACCUUAGGAAAAAGUAAAGUAACAAAUAAGUCUAAAUUAGAGACGGUGCAAGUUUUAUUUUCCAUUCUGGUAAAUUUUUGAUCAUUAAAGUCCGUCAACAGUUCUAAAUUUUUUUUCUUAAUUUCUCAGGAGAAAGUGUAGAUGGUGUAAGUUUUUCUUUCCAUUUUUGGCAAAAUUAUGGCAACUAAAUUCCGUCAAUGCUUCUUAACAAUACAUUGCUGAUCUCGCAACUUACCAAUCCGACGACUCGUUGGAACUUACUCGCUACUUUUCCCAGAAUCUAAAUGAAAAGCAGGAGGCACCUUCAGAGUCUGUCCUUCAUCCUAUAAGCGCUCACUAUCUGCUCCACUAACUGAAGAGCUCGAGAUCUGAAAGUUCGAAAGAAAAGAGAUUGCAAUUUAUUUCUAAUUUUUUUUGUUGAAAUCUGAAAAUAAUACUGAAUUAACAAAAUAAUAUAAUAGUAUUAAUAAAAUAAGAAUAUAUUUUCUAAGAAGUGUUGUUAAGAACAAACUGUCGGAAGUAUUUUACACGCCAAGAGUGAGUGUGAGCGUGUAUUGUUGAGGUUCCUAUUCUGAACUCUCACAUUUGUACGAAAUCGUAUCGAUUUCGAAAGGGACACGAAUCUGGAGUACUCAGAGUACGUCUCAGUUUAAUCACGUAGCCAUGAUCUGUUCGUGAUUGGUGAGAGUUCGGCUUAAAGCACAGUAUUAUGUACAGUUAGGGAAGUCUGAAUUCUCUUCCCCCCAAGGAAGAGUAAAUUUCAGACUCAGUGCUGAAGUACGAAAAAUGUAUAUAUUAUGUAAUGUGUUAUGAGUCAUCCAAAGAGCUUUAUUAAUAUUAUAUGCUAAGCGCUUAUGUUCAUCUGUAUUAAUUUCACAUUAUCAUCUUUCUCUCAUUACUGACCACUUACCCUUUUUUCAAGCGGAGCAAAAGGACUAAAAUAACAACAUAUAAAGCAUAACCUGAGCCCCUUUAAGCCAUGAUUACUAAAAACAAUGACCUGUAAACUGACAUGGCUUAAGAUACGACUUUAUGUGCCGUUUAACCUUCUUUUGUUCCGCAUUGAAUAGACAAGGAAUUUGAAAACUGGUAUUUGCGAAGAGAACAUAAUUUAGAGCUGUAUUUAAAGUAUUUUAUCCUAUGUAAAUUAGCAAUUUAUUUUAAACUCGAUAGCCUGCAAUAUUGCAAAUGUAUUACGCCGAUCAAUGGCAGAUGGUAAUAAGGUAUAUUAAUGACCGGGGCUGUGGACCAUUGUGAAUGGGUUCCACCGUAGUAACCAGGGUUAUAACAGAGGCUGGGUAUAGUAGACACCCCAUGCAGUCUAUGUUUUUGGAAUAUUACAUAAUACUUCAAUCCUAGAUGUCCUCAGGUUGCAAGCUUCUCCCGCGCUAGGUGUAGUCAUAUGGGUAUCACGUGACAAUGUUUAUGUAUAUCUCUGGAGAAAGAAUAUCACGGAUACGAUUUUACAGUAACAAAUGUACAUAAUAUAUCUUUAAAACAGUGAAGAUUCCUUCCAUAUAGAAUAUCCCGAAAGAAUAUUCUAAAAAAGAUCAGAAUUGUAAAUUUUAAGGCGACUCCAUUGCUAUCCCCGGUUAAGUGGUAAGUUUUUUGUAAUAAAACUUAUCCAAAAAUACUUUCAAUACACUGAGAACCAAAAUAAAAUAAUAAAUAUACAUUUACUUCUAAAUCAUAUUAACAAA
Cryptotermes secundus is the source of this 7472-nucleotide messenger RNA. RefSeq names its product prolactin-releasing peptide receptor (gene sNPF-R). The transcript has 2 exons. Gene Ontology annotation, biological process: G protein-coupled receptor signaling pathway. The record is from RefSeq and is a predicted model, not a curated record. NCBI's taxonomy places the organism in Eukaryota, Metazoa, Arthropoda, Insecta, Blattodea, Kalotermitidae. Gene Ontology annotation, cellular component: neuron projection; plasma membrane. Gene Ontology annotation, molecular function: neuropeptide Y receptor activity; neuropeptide binding. The coding region runs from base 2925 to 4379 and encodes 484 amino acids.